CGACGCUUUAACAUCUAUCGUGUCAGACGCAACAUUACACCUGCUCUUCUAAUAGAUUUCUCCACCAAACCGGCGGAUUUCUUGAGACUUAAUAUCAUUCUCGUUUAACCUACAUCCAUGCGAUUCUUCAGGCUGACCUUUAAGUGCUUUGUCGACUGCUUUUGAGAGCCUUUUAUUCAUCCUUCUGUCUGCCACGCACUACAGUUGUUAAAAUUUGGAGCUCAACCCUAUCAACCUUCUGCCGAAGAUCAAUUUUAUACAAUCAAACAGAGAGCAACCCCACGGGAAAGUACUGAAUACGUAUUAAACAUUUUAAAACGCCAAGAACCGUUAUUUGUACAUUCACGGGCGCGCGGCAUGUCGCCAGAAGAGCACCUCUCUAAUGAUGACAACACAUGUCAGGAUGAAUCUCAGGAGGAAGCAGAAGUUGCCCGCCCUCUGGUGUCAGACGCAGACAUGGGUGAGCCGAGUGUUUGCACUGGUCUGGUGGAUACAUGCGGCCAUACUGCAGAACUGGGCCAUUCAGAUCGACAAACAUGGAGCAGACAGAUGGACUUUAUCAUGUCCUGUGUGGGAUUUGCUGUUGGCCUUGGAAAUGUAUGGAGAUUUCCUUACCUCUGUUAUAAGAAUGGAGGAGGUGUGUUUCUGAUCCCCUAUGUUCUAAUGGUGUUUUUCGGGGGUAUUCCAGUAUUCUUCCUUGAGAUUGCGCUUGGUCAGUUCAUGAAACAAGGUGGGGUCGCAACAUGGAACAUUGCCCCUCUUUUUAAAGGGCUUGGUCUGGCAUCAAUGGUGAUCGUGUUCUUCUGCAACACCUACUACAUCAUGGUUCUGGUUUGGGGUCUGUACUUUCUGGUUCACUCUUUCACUUCCCCUUUGCCGUGGGCCACUUGUGGGCAUGAAUGGAACACGGUCAACUGUACCACCAAUUUUAGCCGGGUGGGUUUUAAUCAAUCACUGUCCACUUCCCCCCUAAACGUCUCCUCCCUCAAUGGCAGCUGCCUGGAGCCCAGGGGUUUGCGUUCAUCUGUCAUGGAAUUCUGGGAGCGAAAAGUGCUACGUCUGUCUGGAGGUUUGGAUGAAGUGGGUGACAUCAGCGGUCACAUGGUCUUGUGCCUUCUUGCUACGUGGGUCAUUGUCUACUUCUGCAUCUGGAAGGGUGUUAAGUCCACUGGCAAGAUUGUAUAUUUCACAGCUCUGUUCCCAUACCUUGUCCUGGUGGUCUUGUUUGUUCAUGGCAUCUCAUUGCCUGGAGCUAAAAACGGCAUUAUUUACUAUCUGAAACCUAACUGGAGCAAACUCUCAGAAGCACAGGUAUGGAUCGAUGCUGCCACACAGAUCUUCUUUUCUUAUGCUAUUGGUCUGGGGGCACUAACGGCACUUGGGAGCUACAACCGCUUCAACAACAACUGUUACCAGGAUGCAUUUGUUUUGGCUCUCAUAAACAGUGGAACAAGCUUCUUUGCAGGGUUUGUUGUUUUCUCAGUACUGGGUUUCAUGGCGGCUGAACAGGGUGUUGACAUCAGUAAUGUGGCAGAAAGUGGUCCUGGUUUAGCAUUUAUUGCCUAUCCAAAAGCAGUGUCACUCAUGCCGUUAGCUCCGCUGUGGGCAGUACUGUUCUUCCUCAUGCUUCUGGUGCUGGGAUUGGACAGUCAGUUUGUCGGUGUUGAAGGCUUUAUAACUGGAAUCAUGGACAUGCUGCCCCCAAAAUCAUUCCUUGGCUCUCUGCGUCGAGAAAUUGUUGUUCUAAUAUGCUGUUUCACCUGUUUCACUGUUGAUCUUUCCAUGGUAACAGAGGGAGGGAUGUAUGUGUUUCAGUUAUUUGAUUAUUACUCAGCGAGUGGGAUUACUCUCCUUUGGCAAGCCUUCUGGGAGUGUGUGGUGGUGGCCUGGGUGUAUGGUGCUGAUCGAUUCAUGGACGAUGUGGCCCGUAUGAUCGGCUAUCGUCCUCUGCCGUAUAUGAAGUGGUGCUGGUCUUACAUUACACCAGUAGUGUGCAUGGGUGUUUUCUUGUUUCAUGUGAUCAACUACAAGCGCUUAGUGUAUAAUGGUGUGUAUUUGUACCCGUGGUGGGGUGAGGUGCUGGGCUGGUUUCUUGCUCUCUCAUCCAUGCUUUGCAUUCCUCUCACCGUCCUCUACAAACUGCUGCACAGCAAAGGCUCUCUCACUGAGCGUUGGCAGCAUUUGACCACACCUAUAUGGGGGCGACAUCACCUGGAGUUCCUUCCACCGGAGAAUGAAGCCAGACUUCUACCGAAGCCUGAAGAGAAUAAAAGCACACUGUUAUACGAAAGUGUAAUUUAAAACCCCUGCAAACACAUCACUGUCCAGUGUGAAACAAGAGCAUAAACUCUGCCCUCAUCAAAAACAAACAGCACUGCCCUGCACCUUAAAGGGAUAGUUCACCCAAAAAUGAAAAUUCUGUCAUCAUUUACUCUCCCUCAUACCAUAGGUUUUCGUGAGAAACAACCUGAUAAUAUUGAUGUCUGUUUGAACAUUCACGUGUGCAUGAAAGAAACUGACGUUUUAAGUUACAGAAAAAUUAUUUGAAUUUUGGGUUGUUUCUCAUCAAAACAAAAUCAUUUGGCUUCACAAGAUUUGGAAUCUGAUGCAUGAAACACAUGGACUACUUUUAUGAUACUUUUGGGUCCUGUUUGUAAGCUUUAAAGUGAGUCCCUAUCAAUUGCUAUUGCAUUAAAAAUACAGACCAGAAUAUUGAUUACAAUUUUGUUUUGUGUUCUGCUUAAGAAAGGUCAUAGUUAGGAACAACAUGAGGGUAAGUAUAUGAUGACAGAAUUUUUAUUUUUGGAUUAACUAUAACUUUACACUGCAAAAUCACUCACAGAACUGUACUGAGUUCCUAAUAGAGAAAAAAUUAACUCCGAUCCAUACUAUACCCCAGGGUGUUACAGCCUGUAUGCCAUACACAGUGUAAUACCAGUAAAGCACUUAACCUCAAUCUGUCUGGCCCACCAGAGCCUGUGCAUAUCAGCUAUCAUGAAGUAAUGAUGCCGAUUUUGUCCCAGCUCUCUUCUUUCAAUGUAAUUAUAUUUCAGAAAAUGGCCUUAGGUGCAUAAGAUACUCAUGUAUGCUUGUGUGGGACCAACAGUAAUCUACCAAGUGUGCCGUUGUUGUUCAGUAUUAUGUGUUUGUUGUGUACAGCAUAAACACUGGAUCUUACAGCAGUGUUGCGGAGCAGAGAGUGGACUUAUUAAUAAAAAUGAUAUUGUGCAUUUAUUUGGUUUGAUAUAAAUCAUUAUGCAUGCACAUUUUGAAUAUCUAAAAUUAUGGUUUUUUUUGUUUUUGUUUUUUCAAAUAAAAAAUA
This is a messenger RNA of Myxocyprinus asiaticus (Chinese sucker), 3322 nucleotides long. Its product is annotated as sodium- and chloride-dependent creatine transporter 1-like. Gene Ontology annotation, cellular component: membrane. Bases 358 to 2301 code for a protein of 647 amino acids. The transcript is spliced from 14 exons. Lineage: Eukaryota; Metazoa; Chordata; Actinopteri; Cypriniformes; Catostomidae. The record is from RefSeq and is a predicted model, not a curated record. Gene Ontology annotation, biological process: sodium ion transmembrane transport.